This is a messenger RNA of Brienomyrus brachyistius, 902 nucleotides long. It is a transcript of the gene inf2, whose product is annotated as inverted formin 2. Lineage: Eukaryota; Metazoa; Chordata; Actinopteri; Osteoglossiformes; Mormyridae. Gene Ontology annotation, molecular function: small GTPase binding; actin binding. Gene Ontology annotation, biological process: actin cytoskeleton organization. The record is from RefSeq and is a predicted model, not a curated record. The coding region runs from base 192 to 902 and encodes 236 amino acids. The transcript is spliced from 5 exons.
CCCAUGUGGGAGCGGCUGAGCACAUUCGCUUCGUCUGACCGGGACGAGGUUCCUUUCCAUCAAUACAUCGACUUUCUUCGCGUAAUAUAAUCUUCUGAAAAGGAGUCCGUUACACGAUUUUGAGGGAAAAGGUCUGUUUUUAACUGAAGCAGUUUAUGUCAAGGCUUUGACAAGGUCCGGUCUUCGCAGGCAUGCUGGGACAAUCAGCAAAGGCCCAGAACAAAUGGGCAGCCGUCCGGGGCCACCUCGGCUCCUCCCAGGACACGGAGCAGCCAGAGGCCAACCUGGAGAAUGCAGAUGCGGAACUCUGCAUCCGCCUGCUGCAGGUGCCCACCGUGGUCAACUACUCAGGCCUGAAGAAGCGUUUGGAAGGCAGCGACCAGGCCUGGAUGGUGCAGUUCUUGGAGCUCAGCGGCCUGGACCUGCUGCUGGAGGCUCUGGACCGGCUGUCGGGCCGCGGUUGCUCGCGGAUCGCUGAUGCGCUGCUGCAGCUCACCUGCGUCAGCUGUGUGCGCGCAGUCAUGAAUUCUUCCGCCGGCAUCAACUUCAUUGUGGACAACGAGGGUUACGUGCGUAAGCUGUCUCAAGCUUUGGACACCUCCAACACCAUGGUGAAGAAACAGGUGUUUGAGCUGCUAGCCGCCCUCAGUGUGUAUUCAGUGGACGGGUACAACCUGGCAUUGGAUGCUUUGGACCACUACAGGAGCGUGAAGACCCAACAGUACCGCUUUAGCAUGAUCAUGAGCGAGCUGCAGGGCACGGACAACGUCCCGUACAUGGUCACUCUGCUCAGCUUCGUCAACGCCCUCAUCCUGGGGGUCGAGGACCUGCGCAAGAGGGACAAACUGCGCAAGGAGUUCAUCGGGUUACAGUUGCUGGACAUACUGCCUAAAUUAAGGUGA